AUGAACGAUCUCACUUCAGCAAUGGAUGAGUGGUCCUUUAACGUAAGGGAUCAGGCACUUGGCGACAAGACGGGUACCGACGACGUCUUUUCCGGUAGCUUUUUCUUGGAAGAAGACAAACCUGGACAUGAGAAACAAGUUCGAAGGAGCGCUCGGCUUUCAUCACGUAAGAAAAAAGGCGUGAAAUUUCUCGUGGAAAAAGAAGCCGAGAAAACUCCACGACCACCGGCAAAGAAGAAGCCCAAGCAGGAUCUUCCAGUUCCAAAAAUCGAGGAAUCGGAGGAAAAACCAAAGAAAGCCGCUCAUGUCGCGGCUAAGAAGGUGGAACCAGUGCGGGCUACUACCAAGGCAGCGACGAAAAAGGUGGAGAAAACUGAGGCACCGAAGCCCUCUACUGCUUCUCUUCCCAAGCCGGUGGUGAAGGGAAGAAAAACAGAGACGGAUCUAGGCGAGUUCUUCAAGUAUAAGAACGAUAAGGGCAAGGUUCGACGCAGUACGACGAAUCCACAGCCCUUUAGUUUCAUGGUACGCGAAGAACAGAAGAAGAAAGCACGGGAGGCUGCGAAGCAGGCAUCAGCUGCUAAUGUGUACAAGGACGACGAGUUAGAGUUCACCUCUAAGCCGGCCGUCCGAACAACCACUGCUGCAACUGUUAACCGUCUUGCUCAGCCAAAGAAAGUAGCGGCUCCCGUCGACGAUGAAAAGAAAGAAGCACGACGCAUUGCCAAGGCGAGACGAACUACUCGAGCGCUUUCGCCGAAAUUUCGCACAGCUGCGCGCGCUGCUUCGCGAAAGUUCUCCACAACGGAAAAUAAACCAGCUGAAGGAACUGAAAAGGAGGAACCCAAGAAGAAUAACACCGAGCGCAAGCCCUUCAAGCCAACGGUCGCAAAGUCGCCAAACUUCCACUACACAGCACGCGCUAAGAAGCGAGCCUUGGCCGAGCAGAACUGA
This is a messenger RNA of Oikopleura dioica, 954 nucleotides long. The record is from the annotation of a GenBank genome assembly. NCBI's taxonomy places the organism in Eukaryota, Metazoa, Chordata, Appendicularia, Copelata, Oikopleuridae.